CAAACACAGCUGAACGAAGACAAAAAGUGAUUGACAGAGAGCAGAACAUCAGAAAAGCUCAGACACAAACCACAGAAUUACAGACAAGACCGGCUGAAGACCUGCGCUCACAGGUAUGGGGAGCUUUGAUCAUACCACAGAAGAUUAUGGUCCAAAUUACGACGAUGAUGAUGAUUACAACUUCACCACAGAUCCAUCUGCCUUCAUUGGUAAAGAGCUCUGUGAGGCCAGUCAAGAGCAGGAGCGCAUCAUUACCGUAGUCCAGACCACAGUCUUCCUGGUGGUCUUCGUCUUAGGCGUGAUAGGAAACGGCCUGGUCAUUGCCACCUUCGCUCUGUACCGCCGUCUCCGUCUGCACUGUAUGACCGAUGUCUUCCUCUUCUUCCUGGCUCUGUCCGACAUGCUGCUUCUCCUGACGCUCCCACUGCAAACAGGAGAAACUCUGAUCGGCAGCUGGGAGUUCGGAGAGCCCAUGUGCAAACUAAACCGUGGCAUGUACGCAAUCAACACCUAUAGCGGGCUUCUGUUAUUAGCGUGCAUUAGCAUCGAUCGCUAUUUAGUGGUGGUAUGCACUCGAUCUAUGAGGAAGAGGAGCUCUGGUACGAUGUUUUACAGUAUGCUCUCUGCAUUCAGCAUUGCUGUAAUCUCAAUCAUAUUCAGUCUUCCAGAUCUGAGCUUCAGUUCUGUGGACAACGUCUUGAAUUCAAACCUGAGCUCAUGCGAUAUGAAAGUCAGUGAAGUCAAGUGGAAACUGUGGGCCCAAAUUGCGAAGAUUGCAGGAUUCUGCAUCCCAUGCAUCGCGAUGAUCGUGUGUUACGGUGCAAUCGGACACGUUCUUAUACACACUGGAGGAAAAGGCUGGCGUAGACAGAGGACUUUAUGCUUGAUGGCGCUAUUGGUGGUGCUCUUUCUGCUUUUCCAGCUGCCCUACACUGUAGUGUUACUGAUUAAAAUAUCAACACCAACACCAACACUCUGCAAUGAUUGGACCACGCUGCACAUCAUGGAAAUCGUGACCCGAAAUCUGGCCUACGUGAGGUGUUGUUUAAACCCUCUGCUUUAUGCGUUGGUUGGUGUUCGCUUCAGGAAUGACAUUAUACGGUUGUUGACGGAUGCUGGGUGUGUGUGUAAGUGUGUGUCUCAAAUAGCGCCUCAUCUUGGCAAUGGGAGCUCCAUUACUCCAUCAUCCCCAGCUCCGACUACACUUACACACAUUCCCUCUACCUAUCAGGCUGGCAAGAACACGUCUGCACCAAAUACACCUGCUGCAAACACAGCGCAAAUGUUCUUCUUCCCCACACCAGUGUCUGGGAAAGUUACUUCAGUCAUAAGCUGGUGUCAUCAGAUCAUCUAACAUGAAUCAUUACUUAUAUCAGUGGUUCCCAAAGGGGGGGUCGCGGCCUGGGACAAUGACAGGGGGGGUGGCUUGGUGGUUUCCAAAAGUCAAAUAAAUUUGAUUAAACUAUUAGAAUUGCCAUAUUUUAACCAUAACCCACAGAGGAUAAAAAUUGUAGUUUUUAAAUAGUAAAAAACAACAUGCAAAUGAAUAGCCAUCAGCCUUUCAAUUCUUUUUUCUGUAGGAUUGGUGUGUUUACGUUUACGGCAAUAGCGUCAGCUGCAGCAGAUUGAUUUAAUAGCACCAGGUUAAACUUUCUGACACCUUUAUGGCAAUCAAACACAUUAAAAAUAAAUACAGGCCACAACUGAACAUUGAGAAUGAUUUCUGAGUGGUGGUCUCCAAAAUUAAACUUAGAGUAGACUUGUGCUGAUAACAAUGUGUCCACCAGUCUCUUUAGGUGAGGUUAAUAUUAAAUUAAACAAAUUAAUAAAUGACUAUAAAAAUGAUGUGGUUGUUAGACUGUUGCACUUUUUUGUGUUGUCAAUAUGCUUGUGUUUAUAUAGGCCUAUUGCUGUGUGUGCAACAUUUGUAUAUUUAUAACCACCUUUGAGGAAUUUGGGGGUCGCGAGUCACUGACAUUGUUAUGUUAGGGGUCGCAGGCUGAAAAGUUUGGAAACCGCUGACUUAUAUUAUAGAUGAUAAGUAUCGAAAGCCUUUUCACACAAUAUACCAUUAUAAUAGAUAUAUAUAUAUAUACAUACACACAGUUGAAGUCAGAAUUAUUAGCCCCUCUGUUUAAUCCUUCCCCCCCCCCCCAAUUUUUGUUUAACGGAGAAAAGAUUUUUUUUUCAGCACAUUUCUAAUCAUAAUAGUCUUAAUAACUCAUUUCUAAUAACUGAUUUAUUUUAUCUUUGCCAUGAUGACAGUAAAUAAUUUUUGGCUAGAUAUUUUUCAAGAUACUUCUAUACAGCUUAAAGUGACAUUUAAAGGCUUAACUAGGUUAAUUAGGUUAACUAGGCAGGUUAGGGUAAUUAGGCAAGUUAUUGUAUAACAAUGGUUUGUUCUGUAGACUAUCAAAAAAUAUACCUUAAAGGGGCUAAUAAUAUUGACCUUAAAAUGGUUUUUAAAAAAAUUAAAAACUGCUUUUAUUCUAGUCGAAAUAAAACAAAUAAGACUUUCUCCAGAAGAAAAAAUAUUAUCAGACAUUAAACAUCAUUUGGGAAAUAUUUAAAAAAGAAAAUUUAAAGGGGGGCUAAUAAUUCUGACUUUAACUGUAUUUAUAAAAUGCAAAUGGGCUUCCAAUAGUAACUGUAUAUGCAUUAAAGAUCAGUAUUCUGUAUUAUUUACAAUUAGCAGCGUGGAGAGGAAUAGUCUUUGCUUUUUUCUAAUAUGCAUUUUUUUAAUUAAAGCAAUAGUACACCCAAAUAUGAACAUUUCAUCAUCUUUAAUUCACACUCAAGUGGUUCUAGACCAGGCAUGGGCAAACUCGAUCCUUGAGGGCCGGUGUCCCUGCAGAGUUUUGCUCCAACACUAAUCAAACACACCUGAACACCCUAAUUAGUUUCUUUAAGAUCAUUAGAAAGCUACAAGCAGGUGUGUUUGAUUAGGGUUGGUGCAAAACUAUGCAGGGACACCGGCCCUCCAGGAUCGAGUUUGCCCAUCCCUGUUCUAGACUGAGCUUCUUUACUCUGUUGAACACAAAAGAAGAUAUUUUGAACAAUUCUUGAAACCUGUAACCAUUGACUUCCACAGUAGGAAAAACAAAUACUAUGAAAAUAAUUUGGUUACAGGUUUCUAGCAUUCUUCAAAAUAUCUUCUUUUGUGUUCAACAGAAGAAAGACUAAGAGUUCUGGUGAACGGUAAGAAAAUGAUGAUAAUUUUCAGUUUUGGGUGAACUGUCCCUUUAACUUUUGUUUACUGCUAGUCUAAUCAUGUAUAUCCUGUAAAUAAAGUGUGUCCACUGUUUAU
Danio aesculapii is the source of this 3307-nucleotide messenger RNA. RefSeq names its product chemokine (C-C motif) receptor 10 (gene ccr10). Bases 116 to 1354 code for a protein of 412 amino acids. The transcript has 2 exons. The record is from RefSeq and is a predicted model, not a curated record. NCBI's taxonomy places the organism in Eukaryota, Metazoa, Chordata, Actinopteri, Cypriniformes, Danionidae. Gene Ontology annotation, biological process: immune response; G protein-coupled receptor signaling pathway. Gene Ontology annotation, molecular function: G protein-coupled receptor activity. Gene Ontology annotation, cellular component: membrane.